Molecule: messenger RNA, 499 nt
Organism: Hordeum vulgare subsp. vulgare (domesticated barley)
Lineage: Eukaryota; Viridiplantae; Streptophyta; Magnoliopsida; Poales; Poaceae
Product: late embryogenesis abundant protein 6-like
Exons: 1
Coding region: 17-289 (90 amino acids)
Biological process (GO): embryo development ending in seed dormancy
Source: RefSeq, a predicted model, not a curated record
UCUAACCCAAAUCAAGAUGAAUCACGCCAAGGAGAAGGUGAAGGACGCGGCGAGCGCGGCCAAGGCCAAGGCCAAGAUCACGCAGGCCAAGGUGGCCGAGAAGACCGAGGCGGCGACGGCGAGGUCACACGACGAGCGCGAGCUGGCGCACGAGCGGGGCAAGGCCAAGGUCGCCGCCGCCGAGGCUGAGCUUCACCAGGCCAAGGUGACCCACCGCGAGGAGGCCAUGGAGCAUCGCCUCCACAAGCACGGCGCUGGCAUCGGGCACAAGCACGGCGCUGGCCACUGAUGUAUAUAUAGGGAGAAGUUGCACGGCUGGCCGCUGAUGUACCGGUUUACAACUCCUUUUCCAUUCUCAUUUUUUUACUGCCAGUCCAAAUGUCUAAUGUUCAUUGACGUCGGGCUUAAUUUCGAGAGUUGAGAGCUGCCUGCCCCAUGAGCAUAUGCAUGUAUUUUGGCUUCUUGAAUAAUUAAUAAUAGACUGACAUAAGUUUCUUCA